This is a messenger RNA of Owenia fusiformis, 2123 nucleotides long. The record is from the annotation of a GenBank genome assembly. NCBI's taxonomy places the organism in Eukaryota, Metazoa, Annelida, Polychaeta, Sabellida, Oweniidae.
ACACAAAUAUAAUGUUUGUUUUAAGUGGAACAGUCAGCAAUUCACCAGAGUUGUCCAUGAAAUGCGAAAGCUUCAAUGUUCCCUCAACAAGCAACACCCCGUGUAUCAAUAAACCAAUAGAAGAAGCAGAUACUAGAAUGCUUCCCCAUAUAGUAGAUGCCUUAAAGAAUAACAUAUGUAGAGUGUCUGUCAUAUCAAAUGACACUGAUGUCUUUGUCAUGGUUUUGCACUAUGCAGAAAAACUAAAGGACUAUGGAGCAUCAGAGAUAUGGAUACGAGCUGGCAUCGGGGACUCAACAAGAUAUCUUCCUAUGCAUACAUUAUAUAUCACUGAGAGUUGAUGAGAAUAUAAGCAAAGCUUUACCUGCAAUUCACUUCCUUACUGGUUCAGAUGUUACAAGUAAAGUUGGUACAAAACCUGCAGCAUUGAAAGUAAAACCAGAAUACAUUCAAGGUUUAGCAACCUUUGGGGAGAACCUAAGUGAUGAAAAUUGCAGUAAAGCUGAAGUGUUUCUUGUACAAGUUUUGAAAUCUGGGUCAAAAUGUAUGACCAUGAAUAAAUUUAGGAACUGGAUGUACCAUCACUCAAAAUCAGCUCAAAUAAGCUCAUUGCCACCCACAUCACACCUACUAACAGACCACAUAAAACGAGCUCACUUAGCCACAUAUCAAGUCCAGCAUGUUCUAGAUGAAGAAGCUGUAACACUUGAUCCCCUACAACAUGGCUACAUGAAGGACCCCACAAAUGAUUCUCUUAUCCCAAAGCAGGACAUAAGGAUUUGGCCUGAAGAUUUGAUAAAGCAAUGUACAUGCAAAACUUGCAGCCAGGCAUCAUGUGGAUGCAAACAGAGUGGGCAACACUGCAUAUCAUUCUGCAAAUGCACAAGUUUACAAACAAAUAAAUGUAAAAAUCCCUUUUUAAAAGAGAGUGAACUUUUGGAGGCAAUGCUUAAUUAAUAUUUUAUGCUGAUAAAAUGAACUGUUUUAAUCAAAUAUCACAAAACAAAUUGAAUGUAACAGUUGUUUUCUAGUCUCUUAUUUUACAAUGAAUUGGAAUUUAGGUAGAAUCAGAUCAGGGAGCAGUUUUCAAAAAUAUUUAUGUCAUAUUCGUAAUCACAUCUAUUUUCUAGAAAUUCAAAGCAGUGCAUUCUUUAUUAAAAAAUAGAGGUAUUUCUGUUAAUACGUUCAAGUGUUUUGCUGUGGAUAUAUAUACUUUGAAUCUGAAAUAUGGUUAUAUUAUUUCAUAGAAUAGCAUGUAUCUAUUAGGAGGUACAAUAUUUGAAAUGGUCAGGAAGACUUGGGGAGGCUAAAAGCGCACUUUGCUUUCAAUUUUGUCAUUGUUCUCUAUGUUUCUUACUUUGCCUUCAAAAAUCAUACAUGAUUUACAAACAAAUGAAACUUAUAGAAAAAUAUAUUUUCUAUAGAUGGCGCCUUUUAUGCAUGGUUUCAUUCUGUCUAUAAUGUAUUCAUUAAUAACCGUAAUUGUCAACCAUAAGCUUGACUUGUCUAAAUAUAUAUUUUUCUACUUGUUACAUCAUGUUAGGUUUACCUUAGAAAUGAAAAAGCAUAUGUAUUUGGUAAUAUGUAAAAACUGAUAUUUUGUCAAAUUUCUUCCACUUUUACAAAAAAAAAUUUUUCUAAGUUCCCAUGUCCCACAUAUAUUAAUUUGAUACUGCAUCAUAUGUCCCCUUUAUGGUUCUAAUUAUUACACCAAUAAUAACAAUUUUAUCUACCAUAACAGCCUCAGAAUAAUAAACUUUAUAAGGUAGACCCUUGAUUAUAGGUGGCGCUUCUGUAUAUUUGAGGCAAAAUGACCCAUCAAAUGACCUUCCAGGAUCACCUAAAAAUUCAAAUGCAUAGUUUAGGAAGUAGUCUCUAAGGAAACAGCAAAAAAUAAAUAUGAAAUUAGGUUUGGCUGAAAAAAAAAUUAAUUAAGAUUAUCACCCUGCAACUUUAAAAUCACUAGAUGGCGCCACUAUAACCUGCCAUAAAAAUUGAUUUUACCCAAACCUGAAAAAAUAACUUAUGGAUUCCUACACUUCAGGGUAUCUUCUAAAAGAAAAUCAAAAGUUAUUUCAUUCUAAAUCCGAGUAAGCUCAGAGAGGCUAGGGACAGGAUCAUAC